Molecule: messenger RNA, 983 nt
Organism: Papilio xuthus (Asian swallowtail)
Lineage: Eukaryota; Metazoa; Arthropoda; Insecta; Lepidoptera; Papilionidae
Product: tail-anchored protein insertion receptor WRB
Exons: 2
Coding region: 150-659 (169 amino acids)
Biological process (GO): tail-anchored membrane protein insertion into ER membrane
Cellular component (GO): GET complex
Molecular function (GO): protein-membrane adaptor activity
Source: RefSeq, a predicted model, not a curated record
UAUGUCAAUGUCAAAUGUCAUCUUCAUGUUUACGUCAAAGUUAUAGGUUAGGAAAAUGUUUUCAGUUCUAAAAUUUUCUUUAUAGUUCGAGAAAACUUAGUGAUACAGCAAUAUUUUAUACGUCAAAAAUAAACUGUUUCCAAAGCACGAUGUUGGAAGUUGUAAAUGGAUUCCUACUUGUUUACUUUAUAGUUUUGUGCUCAAUCAGCGCCCUAGUCCCGACUUUAGUAAAACCUAUUGUAGCAUGUUUCUCGGGCGCAUCACAUGAAGAACGAGCCGCUUGGGCUGAAUUAUUAAAACUAAAAGAGGCUCAAAAAGGUAUAUCAAUGAAAGAUGAGUUUGCAGCAUAUUCGAAAUUGCAACGGAAAAUCAAUAAACUGGAGUCUGAAUUAAAGGAAAACCGAUCUUCACGGAUGAGUAAGAGUUUGGCUGUAAUUGGGUCAGUUCAUAUUGUAUUACAAGUAGUUGUUGCUGUACUUAUUUUGAUAUCUGUAAUUUGGUUUAGAAGAGAGCCUAUAGUAGCAUUGAAGGGAGACCUUUUUCCUCUAUCCACUGUACUCCAAUACCCUAGUGAUAUGCCAAAUGGUAUUUCCACUCAUGUGUGGGUUUUGAUAACAAAUUUGUCUGUUAGAACAUUAUUGAAACCAAUUUUAAGCUAAUAAAAGUACAGACAGUUUAACAAAAAGACUGAUUGGAGCACAUUAAUACCAAUUUGUAAAAAUAUGUAAGGGUGAAUCCAGAUCUGGUGAUAUUUCAAACUUAUAUAUGUCCUGACCUGUAUAUAUGACAAUGCAUCACUUGAGUAGCUCCCAGAUGUCCAUUCACUAGAUUUAAAUGUAUUGUAAAGAUGAACAUGCUCAUUUACUCAUUUGGAUUUUCAUGCUGUUUCCGUUCUAUGUUAAAGGGAGAAUUUUGUAUUUAAAAUUGUUUAGUAUUUAUAUGUAAUUUAUGGAUUUUGAGUCAUUACCAAUUAAUUAAAUGGA